AUGACCUCGCCCAUAAUUGAUACCUCUAUUCCUAUUUCGCCCAGACAUGUUCCCCACAGGGUCUUCAGCGAAUGGCGGACACAUGUAAUUGCUCUAAGGCACGCCAAUAUUUGGCCGGCUGUCGGUGAGGACCACGGAUCGAAGACGGUCGAGAUACUGGGUCUCGCGGCGUAUCGCGGCUCCGUCAACACCUUCAAGCAAGUCCUCAGUCAUUGUGCGGUGUUUUUGGACCCCGAAGAUCCUGCAUAUGACACUGUUCUCGUGUCGGCAGUCCUGGGCAAGCAACCAAAGACAGUCCAGCUAUUUCUUGAGGCCGGGUUUGAUGUCAACGAAAAGGGUGAAGAAGAUAGCGUGGAGCAGUCCGACAGUGCCCCCAAGCCCCUACAGGCUAUGUCUCGAAAUGACAUGUUGUGGACGCAGUUUCUGGUCUUCAAGGAGAUCAGGUGCUACUACUGGCGUGCCAUUAGCCCUGUUCCAGAUUUUUGA
This is a messenger RNA of Aspergillus fijiensis CBS 313.89, 486 nucleotides long. RefSeq lists its product as uncharacterized. NCBI's taxonomy places the organism in Eukaryota, Fungi, Ascomycota, Eurotiomycetes, Eurotiales, Aspergillaceae. The transcript has 3 exons. Bases 1 to 486 code for a protein of 161 amino acids. The record is from RefSeq and is a predicted model, not a curated record.